This is a messenger RNA of Lycium barbarum (goji berry), 2048 nucleotides long. RefSeq names its product probable GTP-binding protein OBGM, mitochondrial. Bases 295 to 1914 code for a protein of 539 amino acids. The record is from RefSeq and is a predicted model, not a curated record. NCBI's taxonomy places the organism in Eukaryota, Viridiplantae, Streptophyta, Magnoliopsida, Solanales, Solanaceae. Gene Ontology annotation, molecular function: GTPase activity; GTP binding. Gene Ontology annotation, cellular component: mitochondrion. The transcript is spliced from 6 exons.
UAUUAUUAUUUUUUUUUAAUGUUACUACCAAAUUUUGGAAUUGAUUUGGACAAAGAUUUAUUAAGAGUGGCUGCACAAAAAUGGUUGAGGUAAGUGACUAAAACCUGUGUAAAAUUCACAAAGUCCCCUCACUUUCAAGCUAACAACACACAGCACACUCACUCUCACUUACAACACCAAAACAAUCACACAGCUCGUUUUCCUCAGCAGGUGAUGAAAUCUUAGAAUCAGAACUGAUUUUUUUCAUAGUGUGGAACCUUGGAAACUUGGAAGAUUACAGAGUAGAACAGGGAUAUGUCAUUUAGCCAGAAAAUUCUUUACUUGAAGGCUUCGCGAAGAUGCUUGCGGUCUCCAUGGCUAAUCCAAACCUAUUCUUUCUCAGACAUUGUCUACAAGAAAACGAAGCUUGCUCCUCUACAGGAACGAAGAAUGAUUGACCGCUUUCGCAUAUGGGCCAAAGGAGGUGAUGGUGGCAAUGGUUGUACCAGUAUUCGUCGUAGUCGACAUGAUCGCCGUGGCAGACCUGAUGGUGGGAAUGGUGGACGAGGUGGUGACGUGAUAUUAGAAUGUUCCCCUACAAUGUGGGAUUUGAGUGCUCUGCAGCAACCCAGCAAUGCAAAGAGAGGGGGAAAUGGGUCUUCCAAAAAUAUGAUAGGAAGCAGAGGAGCCGACAAGGUGAUCCAAGUUCCAAUCGGUACCGUAAUUCAUCUAGUAGAGGGUGAACUUCCAUCUGCAGUAGAGAAGAGUUCAAGUUCUAAGUUGGACCCUUGGGAGAUUCCAGGUACAGUUGAUAUUGAUUCGUCAGAGUUUUCUACACAAUCAAUUACGGCCGACCAAACCGGGUCAAAAGUUGAGAAGAAAGUCAAAUCAAGUGGACGUCGAGCUUCUGAUGGUGAAGAAUCAACUACAGCUAGGAAAAGAACUUUUCAUUUGCCGACCAAUUCCCGCACUCCGUGCUCAAUUUCUAGAGGCAAAAUCGAAAGUGAUGAUGAUGAUUUGAGCGAUUGGGAGGAAGAAAGCUGUGGAGAAAUGGAAGAUGAAGAUGGUGAUGAUGUUAUGGGAACAGAAUGUGAAGAUGAGUUGGAAGAAACUGAACUUAUAGAAUACAAUGUGGCAGAGUUAACAGAACAAGGCCAACAAAUAGUUGUUGCUCGUGGAGGGGAGGGUGGCUUAGGCAAUCUGUCCAUGAGGAAAGCGUCAAAGAUGAUGCAAAAGGGAGCCGAUUGUGAUGAUGAAGUAUCUGAUGAUGAUCAUCAUCAUGCAUCACCAAGUGCUGGCUUGCCUGGCUCAGAGGUGGUACUUGUGCUAGAACUAAAGAGCAUUGCUGAUGUAGGUCUUAUUGGGAUGCCAAAUGCAGGCAAAAGUACCCUUCUUGGGGCGUUAUCAAAGGCUAAACCUGUUGUAGGCGAUUAUGCAUUCACAACAUUGAGGCCUAACUUAGGUAACGUAAAUUAUUACGAUUUUUCUUUAACUGUAGCUGACAUCCCAGGACUCAUAAGAGGAGCCCAUGAAAAUCGUGGGCUUGGGCAUGCUUUCCUUCGGCACAUAGAACGUACAAAAGUUCUAGCAUAUGUGGUAGACUUGGCUGCAGCACUGGGUGAUAACAAGGGAAUACCACCAUGGGAGCAGUUAAAUGACUUGAUUUUGGAACUCGAGUACUAUAGUGAGGGUUUAUCUGAUCGGCCAUCCUUAGUGGUGGCUAACAAAGUCGAUGAAGAUGGGGCUGAAGAGGUAUAUAAAGAACUAAAACGCCGUGUAUCUGGUGUACCUGUUUUCCCCGUGAGUGCAAUCCUAGAGGAAGGAGUACCAGAACUGAAAGAUGGUUUAAGGAUGCUUAUCAGUGGUGAACAAACACACGGGCUAAAAUUAGAUGGAAUAGUUCUUCACCAGGAUGAUGCUUUUGUGAGCAUCUAGUCUUGUAUACUUUCGCUUGAAAAUGUAACACAUUUUGACCACAUUCCAUGGCAAAUAUUUUUGACUUAGGAAUAAGGUUGCGUACUUUUUGUUUAGCACUUUAUGAAUAACCAAUUGUUAGUUUCACUUUCAGA